This is a messenger RNA of Venustampulla echinocandica, 894 nucleotides long. RefSeq lists its product as uncharacterized. Bases 1 to 894 code for a protein of 297 amino acids. The transcript has a single exon. NCBI's taxonomy places the organism in Eukaryota, Fungi, Ascomycota, Leotiomycetes, Helotiales, Pleuroascaceae. The record is from RefSeq and is a predicted model, not a curated record.
AUGGUUUCGCCGUCCAGGAGACCAAGACACCUACAACCACUCACCACCCAUUUUCACAUUCACAAUAAGUCAUUCUCAAGCAUAACAACAGACUCGGAUGCUGGGACAUUCCAUUCAGCAUAUGCACAUCCUUCAAGCAUGGAGAUGCGACCUAUAUCUCAGCCCACAGCGGCUUCAAAUACUAUCCAACGAUCCAUAUCCCCACCUCCUGCCACUUCACCAGAAGUCGAAGCAAUCAAGAUGGACCGCCAGGACUCAGGCUUUCAGGAUGGCAUCACAGUCUCCCGACAAACGUCGUCAUCGUCAAGAACCCGCCGCCCCUCGCCAUCAAAGUCAAAACGGCGUACGACUAACUCCUCCACUUCGUCUUCUACUCGCCCUUCUACUAAAAGAGCGUCUCGUUCCGCCCCCCUAGCCGUCACCCAAACACGAAAUUCCACUUCAUCAGGACGCAGGCCGACCAUCCACGCCCGACAUACCCUACCCCAGUCAAGUCACUCUCAAUUCUACCACUUUCCAACCCUAACAGACCCCCAACCGGAACCGGAACCCGAAGCCUCCAGCACUCCUCUACCUCCCCCAUCCACUGUUCACUACUGGACAUCGGAUUCCACACGCCGUCUAGAAUACGCUGCUAUCGACGCGGCAUCACAAGGUCUCAAAGGCUUCAUCAUUAAGCUGGUCCCGGAUUGUGUACUCCCUGCUAGUUCGAGACGGACACGCUUCUGUGAGGGGACCGAGGAUAAUGAUAGUGACUUAGGGAGUGUGAGGCGGUAUCGACUUACGCUUCCUGAGGACGAGAAGGAUGGCGAGGAACCACGCCAGUGCGAGGGAAGUAAAGGGGGGUUUCGACGACGAUGGUCGGCAAUCUUUGGCCGAAGGAGGAGCUGUUGA